Molecule: messenger RNA, 579 nt
Organism: Lodderomyces margitis
Lineage: Eukaryota; Fungi; Ascomycota; Pichiomycetes; Serinales; Debaryomycetaceae
Exons: 1
Coding region: 1-579 (192 amino acids)
Biological process (GO): homologous chromosome segregation; attachment of mitotic spindle microtubules to kinetochore; meiotic sister chromatid segregation
Cellular component (GO): monopolin complex; chromosome, centromeric core domain; mitotic spindle
Molecular function (GO): protein binding; microtubule site clamp
Source: RefSeq, a predicted model, not a curated record
AUGGCAAAAGCUAAGCAGGCCAAGGCUACAAAAUCCUCGCCACGUCCCAUAUUUGCAGAAGAUGCAUUGAGUCAGACAGAUCCAUCGUCCCUAGUUGACCUUAUUAAUCAAUAUGUCCACACAAACGCAGAUGUCAUACAUGCAAAGUACAAAGAGUUUGCCGAGGAGCAGAUGGCUGCCGACCACAAAUUAAUACGGGAAUUGCAAGAGGAGAACGCCAGAUUAGCAGAGGAUUUAGAGAGCAGGUCUCAAUUCAACUCCCCUGUGAAAAAGCAAAACAAUGAAGAUGUUUUCUACUCGUUGGAUAUUCUUGAGAUAAUGAGUGGGUUAAAAGUGACUGACUUUAAUGAUAACGGUAAGGAGUUGGUUUACGAGAUAAAGUCUGUGGGCAAGGAGCUGGAAAUCCAUUAUAAACUAAUACUAGCAAAAGACGGGUCUGAAGUCACCUACAUUCCCAUAUUCGAUGGAAACGAGGAGGCGAUGAAGUUGUUGCCUGAAUACUUUUUGGAUAGCUUUUCCUUUGAUUUUAAAAACUUGCCUCUAUUCUAUAACAAAGUGAACAAGUAUAUAAAUAAGUAG